AUGAGUGGUGCUCCCCAGGGAUCAGUCUUGGGGUCUGUCCUGUUUAAUAUCUUUAUGGAUGAUCUGAACAAAGGGAUUCAGUGCACCCUCAGUAAGUAUGCAGGUUACACUGAGUUGUCUCCACAAGUGACGAUACGCCUGAAGCUCGACGGCCGCACUUGCUAUCGACACGACCGGCAAGCCGCCCUGGCGCCGACCCACGGGGACACCGCCCCUCCCCUCAGUCCUCAGCUGGGCGCGGCCAUCGGGAGCGGCGCACGCCGCCCGCUGGGCCCCGCCCGCGCCUGCGCAGAGAGGCGCGGAGAGGCUCCCCCGCCCGCGAUGGAGGUGGUGCUGGCCGACGCGCUGCUCGCCCGCGGCGGGGAUCCCGGCGAGCUGCUGCGGGCCGUGUGCGCGCCGCUCUCCGCCGAUCGCGCGGAGGCGCUGCGCCUCCUGCUCCAGCGCCUGGCCGCCGGCGGGCCGCGGGGCGAGGCGGAAGGCGAGGCGCUGCGGCGGGCCGCCUGGGAGGUGGCGCUGGAGCGGUGCCGGCCGCUGCUGCGCCUCGGGGAGGGGGCGGCGGGCGGCGCGGAGCGGCUGCGGCUGGGUCGGGCGGCGCGGGGCGCGCUGCGGCACUGCGUGCAGCUGUGCGGGGCGCCGCUGGCCGCCCGUCUCGCCCGCGACGCGCUGGCCGAGCUGGCGGGCGGCGGGCCGGGCGCGGAGGCGGCGGUGGAAGCGCUGGCGGCGGCGGCGCCGCGGCUGGAGGAGCCGGCGCUGGUGGCGCGCUGCGCGGCGGUCGCGCUGGCGCUGGUGCGAGAGGAGGGCGAAGGCGAGGCGGCGGCCGCGCUGGUGGCCGGGCGGCUGCUGCCGGCGCUGGGCGGCAACGCGCCGGCGCUGGGACGCGUGUGGGACGGGCUGCUGGGCGGCGGGCCGGCGCCGCGGGCCGGGCGGGCGCUACUGGCGCUGAGCGCGCUGGCCGACGCGCUGCUGCCGCCGCGGGGCCCGGGGGCGGCGGCGGACGCGCGGCUGUGUCCUCGCUUCUGGAGGCUGGUGCAGGAGGGGCUGACCGAGCGGGACGGGCUGUGCCGGAAGAGGGCCCGCUACCUGCUGAAGCGCGCCGUGGACCUCAGCGGCGGUCAGGCCGCCUGCCUGCGCUGCCCUACGGACGGCCCGGACGAAUCAAGUCUGUUUUGGUGGUCUGCUGAGGAGAAUGAGAAACUCCUGCAGUUCUGGGAAACUUACAUUUUGAUCAUGGAAACUUUGGAAGGAAACCAGAUCCAUGUCAUAAAGCCAGUAUUACCUAAACUAAACAGUUUAUAUGAGCUUGCUAUAUCAGGAGAAGAAGGUUGUUGGUUGUUUCACCCAUCGUGGCACAUGUGCAUCUAUAAAAGAAUGUUUGAGAGUGAGAAUAAAUCAUUGACAAAGGAAGGGGUUCUUCAUUUUUUGGAGCUUUAUGAAACAAAGCAUCUUCCAAAUUCACUUGGUUUUUCAGAGUUUGUUAUUGGACCAUUAAUGGAUGCCCUCUCAGAAAGUUCCCUUUAUAGUAGGACACCAAGUCAGCUAAUGGGAGCCUGUCCUCCUUUGGGAAUGAGGCUUCAGAAAUUUUUGGCUACUUAUCUGAUGCUUCUUCCAGAAGAAGAAAAAGGUGGUUUCCUGUUAAAGUUUAUUCAGAAGAUGACAAAUCGGCAUUGGUGUGCUGUUCCCAUUUUGUUUCUUUCUAUGGCUCUAGCACACAUCCCUGCAUGUAAAGUACUGGGCACUGAUGGACUUCAUGCUUUAAGAGAUGUCCUCCAGUGUACCAUGAUUACACAUCAGAUUUUGUUGCGUGGAGCUGCUCAGUGCUAUCUUCUUCAAACAGCCAUGCAUUUGACAGAUGUGGAGAAAGUGUCUCUUCCAGAGGUUGCCAGCUUUCUUUUGUCCCUUAGACCAGAGGAGUCCCUACGGAGAGAUACUGCGUUAUGGAUGGAGCUUUGCAGUUGGCUGCAAGUGAAUGACAGAUGCUUUGGGAAGUCUGUGUGCUCUGAUUUUGAGCAUCAGGAGAUCUCAUCACUGUGUUUGUAUGCGAGCAGUCUUGUGAGAGAGUACCUUAAGACUCCUGCAUCUGAAGGAGAAAAUUGCUCUAUGCCUGACUGGUUUGAAGCUAAGCUUGUUGCAACAAUGAUUCUGUUGGCUGCUGAUGUGGAACGGAUGAGGAAUAAAUCCAGUGGAAAAAGCAACAUAAAAUGGAUUGAACUAGAGGCUUUCUUGAACCCUCUUCUGGAUGUCUUGAUGAAACUUGGCAGUAAUGCUUACAUACCAACACUGAAAACAGAUAAAAGCCUACAGCUUCUCUUGAAGUUAUUGCAGACCCGUUCGUUAAAAUGUUCCAAUACACAAGAUGAUGAGGUAUUGUUUUUUAUCUGGAAAUCUCUAGUAACACCUGUGGAGAGUGUUCUUGAAUUUAUACUCCGGCGGCUUACUGCAAAUGAGUUAAGUACGGUUGGUGACCUGGAUCGUUGUGACCUAUACUUAGCCUUAAUUCCAGAGAUUGUGAAUCUGUGCUUGCAACUCAGCUCAAAAAAGUUGACAACUGUCAAGAAAUUCAUCUCAUCCCUGACUAAUGCCUCUAUUCGUAAUUUUUGGGAAACAAAUUCUGCAGAGGAGCUGAAGCUUAAGGAACAAAUAAAAAAAGUAACUAGUAUAGCCUCACUCACAGCAGUUUGUGAGCUAGUGGAUCAGAAACCUGAAGCACACCUUGAAGAUUUGCCUUCUGUGGAUGCUUUAAAGAGAUUUACUGCCUUUUCCCAAUUUAAUGAAGUAUUAAAGAAACCGUCUUACAUUGAAGAAAAAAGUGGCUUAUGUGAGGAAGCAUCUCAGGGAUGGGGAAGAAUUGUUGCACGCUAUGUACGUGACCAGUGGAUUUGCCUGUGUUUUGCUUUAAAUAAACUUCCAAUGUUGGCUCAAGAGUAUGAAGAAGGAACUUCAGAACUGUUGUUAACUGCUGAAAGAUCAAAAGAAAUUCUAGAAUCUGCAUUGGAAGCCCUAACUAUUCUUCCUUCAGACCAAGUUUUACCUGUGUUUGACUGCAUGAAAGUCCUUGUUCCCAAGCUUCUGAACUUACAGGAAUCUCUCUGCAUAGAAGCAUUCGAUUUGGCUUGGAAAAUCAUAUCCUCUUUGAGCAAUACACAGCUAAUAUUUUGGUCUAAUCUGAAAGCUUUUGUUCGGUUCAUCUUUGAUAAUGAGGUUCUAGCUGCUGCAAGUGCAAACGGCCCAGCGUAUGCCAAGAUAAAAGAGAUAAUACUCAAGCUCAUAGAUAUGUCCACUACAAAAACUGGAGUCUUCAACGUAGUCCUUAGUCACUGUUGUCAAUCAUGGAUACUUCCCACUUGCGAUAACAGAAGUGCUGUGAGAAAUCCUUUCUUAAAUGCUGGGAAUUACUGUGAACUUAUCAUCGAGGGCUGUGUCUUCGGAACUGUAUUUAGGAGAGAUCAAAGACUUAUUCAGGAUGUGCAUGCCUUCAUAGAAAAUCUUGGAGAAAAUUGUGCAGCAAAUGUUGUUACUGAAAGUACAAACCGAGAUGAUCACUAUGUACGGAUUUGUGCUAUUAAAUUUCUGUGCUUGUUGGAUGGAUCGAAUAUCUUGCAUAAGAGCUUUAUGGAAGACAUUGUCAUCAAACUACUUGAGAAAGAUGAGCUGGUGUCCAGAUCUAGAACACGUUAUUAUGCAAACUCAUUACAGCAUAGAAUUAAAAACCGGGUAUGGCAAACACUCCUAGUUCUUCUUCCAAAGCUGGAACAGAAUUUCUUGUGUGGAAUCCUUGACAAAGUCUUUCAGGCUGGAUUUGGUAACAAUCAAGCAUCUGUGAAGUACUUCAUAGAAUGGGUUGUUAUCUUGAGUCUACAUAAAUACCCCCAAUUUCUCAAUAAAUUCUGGGAUUGCUUCUGCUAUGAUGAAGAAAAGCUUAAAACAAGCAUCUGUACAUUUUUAUCAGUGUUAUCACAUUUUGACACCAUUCUUCAAAAUACCUCAGAGAAGAAGCCAAUUCUGAAGAAAGCCCUCUUGGUAGUUCUGCAGUGGUGUUUCAACCAUAAUUUUAGUGUCCGACUUUAUGCACUGGUUGCACUUAAAAAAAUCUGGGGUAUGUGCAGAAUGUUGGAUGUGGAAGAAUUUGAAGCCCUGACACCAGUUAUUGAAUCGAGCCUUCAACAAGUGGAAAACAUGCAUGGCACAGGGAAUGCUAGAAGAAACUGGCAGAGAAUCCAGGAUCAUUUCUUCUUUGCAGCAUUUCAUCCACUCGAGGACUAUAAUCUAGAGACGAUAUUUUGUACUCUUCCACGCCUUUCAGAAGUUGCUGAGGAUGAAUGGAUCUCUCUCUGUAAAUUUGAGAGGUUUACUGACAUUCCUUUGCCGCCAGCAUUUCAGUGGUAUCGUUCUCGAGCUGAACUUCUUGAUCUAAAACCAAGUGACUGGUCUCAGCAAGACACAGGUUCAAGUUCACUUGACACAGAUGGCCAAACAGAGUGGACUGAUGUUCAGAAAAAGAUCAUACCCUGGAAACACAGUACUCCUAGUUCAGAUCUGGAAAUGGUAUUGCAGGACCGUGCUGCUAAGCUUGGUAAAUCAAACAGCAGACUGAUUGUGGUGGCUUCACUUAUUGAUAAACCUACCAAUUUAGGAGGUUUAUGCCGUACAAGUGAGAUAUUUGGGGCAUCUGCACUAGUUGUUGGCAGCCUUCAUUACGUACAGGACAAACAGUUCCAGCAUCUGAGUGUUUCUGCAGAGCAGUGGCUCCCCCUUGUCGAGGUGAAACCUUCUCAGCUUGUUGAUUAUUUACAGCAAAAGAAAACAGAAGGCUACACUGCUAUUGGAGUGGAGCAGACAGCCAAAAGUUAUGAUCUUACAGAAUAUUGCUUUCCAGAGAAAUCACUGUUAUUGCUGGGGAAUGAACAUGAAGGAAUCCCAGCAAACCUGAUUCACCACCUGGAUGUCUGUGUGGAAAUUCCUCAGCAGGGGAUUAUUCGGUCACUCAAUGUUCAUGUAAGUGGAGCUCUGCUGAUCUGGGAAUACACAAGGCAACAAGUGAUCAAGCACAAACAACAAAAAUAACUGCCAAGA
Molecule: messenger RNA, 5070 nt
Organism: Phasianus colchicus (ring-necked pheasant)
Lineage: Eukaryota; Metazoa; Chordata; Aves; Galliformes; Phasianidae
Gene: TARBP1
Product: tRNA guanosine 2 -O-methyltransferase TARBP1
Biological process (GO): tRNA methylation
Molecular function (GO): tRNA (guanine) methyltransferase activity; RNA binding
Source: RefSeq, a predicted model, not a curated record